Messenger RNA from Rhineura floridana, 4061 nucleotides. It is a transcript of the gene FAABTP, whose product is annotated as transmembrane protein 19. Lineage: Eukaryota; Metazoa; Chordata; Lepidosauria; Squamata; Rhineuridae. Gene Ontology annotation, cellular component: membrane. The record is from RefSeq and is a predicted model, not a curated record. The transcript has 7 exons. The coding region runs from base 987 to 2123 and encodes 378 amino acids.
GGGGAGGGCUCCCUCCAGCCCUGGUUCCCACUGUACCCGCUCCCCCCUCCCCCCGGGGGCCUUCCCGUGGGGUUGCCGCCUCGGCUCCUGCCCCAGCGGCCCCCUCCCCGGUAGGCCCUGCCUCGAAAGCGAAACCGGUCCAGCGCGUUGUGGCUGCGCUCCCAAAACGAGAGCCUGGGGCCGGAGUCGGGGUGCGAGCCGGGCGGCAGCCGUGGACAGGAAGAGGGGGGAGGCGGCUGUGGCGGGUGCGGCCGGAAAGGCUCCUUGAGCCGGUACCCUCCGCCUUCGCGGCCAUGGAGGUGUCCGAGCUCAGGGGGAGGCUGGUGGCGCAAGUGAGCGAAGCGGCGAGACGAGGAGAGGAGGCUGCUCCGCAGGUCGGGAGGCGGCCUACGCCUGGCAUAUAGACCCUUGGUGGUAGUGGUUGUGCCGCCGCCGCCGCCGCCAUUUCUGUUGCUGGGCUCUGGAGGCCCGUCAUUAUUGUCGUCGUCGCUAAUUUCUCCGUCCUCCAGCUCCCCUUCCUCUCUUGGAGAGAGGUCGCUUGAGGCCGCCGCUUUUUCCUCAGCCGCAGGAGCCGCCAUAGGGGUUACUCAGCACUAACUAGGCUACAAGCGCAGCAGGAAGCUGCUCAAGCUGAUCAGCCCACAGCCACUUGCGAGCGCACUAGUCAGUUUCGGUUCUUUUCGAAGCGCUGCGGCCACCCAGUCAGACCCCAAACGUGUACGCGCAACACCACCCUUCCCCUUCUCUCGCACAACUCUCGCGAGAUCUGGCGUCGACUUCCCUUCUUCCCUUCUUUGCUCAAAGAGGGGGCAACGAAACAUCACAAAGGAAAAGAAGCGUCGAACGGCAUGAUGGGAAUUGUAGUCCCCCACUGGUUGGCGAUUGCCCAAGGAGGGUCUGUCCAGCCGCCACAAGAGAAAGAUAUAGCGGCAAGGCAUAAUAACGGUCCCAUAACAGCACCGGUAGUUUCUGCUGUAGAAGAUUAAAUGAAAGGCCUGAUGAUUUCCGGUAGAGCAGCCAUUUCAGUGGAUGUAAGCCGACUCCUUUUGGAUGUUGAAGAUACAAAGCAGGAUCGUCCUCAGCUUUGCCGGGUGAUCAGCCUUGGACUUUCAAUGAUAUUUUAUUCCUGGGACGACUUCAACAAAGAUUAUUUCAAAAUGAUAACAAAUAUUAUCAUCUUGAGUGUACUUAUUUGCAUUUCUUUAUCUUUUUGGAUUGUUUCCAUGACUGCAAGCACAUAUUACGGUACUUUGCGACCUAUUUCUCCAUGGCGUUGGCUUUUUUCAAUCUUAAUUCCGCUAGUAAUUGCUUCACGAGCAUUUAAGAAAAAAAGUCUUGAUCAUGGUGGAGCAAUAGGAGGUUUAGUAGUUGGAUUUAUUCUCACUGUGGCAAAUUACAGCUUUUUCACUGCCAUGCUCAUGUUUUUCAUCACUUCCUCCAAACUCACCAGGUGGAAAGGAGAAGUAAAGAAGCAAAUUGAUUCUGAAUACAAAGAAGGUGGGCAGAGAAAUUGGGUACAAGUAUUCUGCAAUGGUGGUGUACCUGCCGAGUUGGCUCUGUUAUAUAUGAUUGAAAAUGGACCAGGUGAAAUUCCAAUAGACUUUUCCAAACAAUAUACAGCAUCCUGGAUGUGCCUGUCACUACUGGGUGCUUUGGCCUGCUGUGCUGGGGACACAUGGGCUUCAGAGAUUGGCACUGUCAUGAGUCAUGAACCACGGUUGAUAACGACCUGGAAAAAGGUUCCAAUAGGUACCAAUGGUGGUGUUACUUUAGUGGGCCUAAUCUCAAGUUUGCUUGGGGGCACAUCAGUAGGUGUAGCUUACUUCAUUUCCCAGUUGAUGUUUGUGAAUGAUCUGGAUAUAUCUGCUCCACAAUGGCCCAUUAUUGUAUUUGGUGGAAUGGCUGGUUUACUGGGAUCCAUGAUUGAUUCUUAUUUAGGAGCAACCAUGCAGUACAGUGGUUUCGAUACACGUACUGGAAUGGUUGUGAGCUAUCAGACAGAAGAUGUAAAACACAUAUCUGGAAAACCUAUCCUAGAUAACAAUGCAGUUAAUCUCUUCUCCUCUGUAGUCAUUGCUUUGUUGUUGCCAGGAGCAGCAUGGGGAUUUUGGCCAAGAGGGUGAAGUUAAGGUAUUGACUCCUGUAUGUUUUAUUAAAACAAGCUGUGACCGGAAGAAUUCUACACAAGGCACUUUUACUAUAACUCUGGGCUGGAAUGUGUUAUCCUACAGCUGAUACACAGGCCACAAGGAAUCAUCAGGCUAUUGGAACUACACAUCUGUAGCAGCUGCAGUUAUUGUAGGCAAAGUAGACUGAAAAGAGGCAGUAUUGAUUUGACAUCACUUCUGUAGUAGAACAAAGUUAUCUCUGCAGUUAUUUGAUCCACUACUUACAAGGCUGAAUGCUUGAUCUCAGUUCAUUCUCUACCAACUGGUAACUUAUUUAAGGAAAUGAGAAACUAAAAUGUUAACUUACCACAAAGUACCAGGGUGUUCACCAAACAAAGCAAUGGACUUUAGUAUUGUGCAUCUCCUACCUUAUUUUUCUAUUGUAGGAUUCUGAAGUCUUACAUUGUAUUUCUUUUGUAGGAUGUAGGAGGCACUUUUAAAGGGAUUUUUCCCUCUGCUGUCAAAACUGUUGAGGAAGUAAGGACACCAUGUUUGAAUGACUUGAUAAGAUCAAAACUUUUUUUGUUUCUUAAAAUAGAACACAUCAGCCAAAACUACCUUUUGAAAGAAUCUGUGCUGAUUUUGUUAGAACUCCAAAAAAAUAGUUCUAAUAAUACUAAAUUAUUGAUGUCUAAAGUUUAAAAAUUAGUAGAAUGCUUGUUUUGCCCAAUAUUUUAGCUAUUCUUAUUAGCUAUGGUUUUAUCCUGGCAUAUUGAACAAAUGGCACGCAUUGCAUUUGGUUCUGUGUUUUUUGUGGUGGAUGUUGUUGGGGUUUUUUUAACCUGAAGGGGAGAUAGCCUGCAGAUUCGCUUUAGUCAUCAUAUACACAGUCUAGAACUGUUUUUCUGAGCUUGCAGAAGCCUAAUCUUUUCAUAGAAACAGUGAAUGAAUUCAGGUAAAAGUUGAAAUUUAUCAUAACUGAAUGCAACUCUUCUCAGGAUGUGAGAUUUCUCUUGUGUGAGUGAAAAACUUUCAACUAGUAUGAUUGUAUGUCAGUGUGUUUAAUUAAAAGCACUGUGAAAUAUGCACCAAUAUACUUUUGAUUCAUCUGGUUUGUUUGCAAAUAGAUGUGUUUUCUGUAAUCUUAUAUUGUGGUUUUACAGCAGUUUUAUAUAGACCAGAGAUGCUAACACUUUUAAUUUGGCAUUAAAUAAUUAAGAAAAAUUAUAGGAUACUAAUUGAUGUGACCCAUAGGCUGCUUUUAAGACUAACCAUGCAGAAGUUGUCAAUAUUUUCAAGUGGGUAAUUACAGAUCUAGCUUGGAGUUCCCACUGGCAAUUGGAUCAUGGUCUUGCAAAACAAAUUGGAGCAAAACAGCGGAUAUCUUGAAGUGCUCUCUUUCACACAACAAUCAGAUCUUUGGCUUCUGUGCAACAUUCCCCGUAGAGAGAUUUAUAUAGUGUAGAUAGGAUUACACUAGACCCAAUAAAGUAAAUAUAACACCUCAAAGCAACAUGUUACUUGCACUAAUGUUGUAAAAUAGGCAGCCUGGGAAGUUGUUCCUUUAUGGGAAGAUGGUAAAGGUAUAAAAAGUGGAAAUAAAAAGUGUAAGUCAAGUAAAAAUUGAUGGAACUAGAAAAGAGCUGGUAGAGGAACGUCCUCUGAAAACCAACCAAUACAUUCUAGCCAUCACUAGAGGAGAGAGAGCACAGGAAAGUGGGAGCAAAGAGAAGCGUGAGAGGAUAAAUGGACUGAAAUUCAACAUUUUGAGGGGGUUUGCACUAUGUAAGAGGGAACAUACAUUGGAGUACUGUUUGCCUCAGCGUUUGUUCUUUGAAACGUAUAGGGCAGUAGCUAUCUGUAUUGCAAGUACAGAUCAAUUAUUUCUUUUCCAGAUGAGAAUGUGUUUUAUAAAAUUAUACCUAUUUGAAUAAAUCUGACUUUAAAAUGGCA